CAUAUUUUUUAUGGUAUUAAAAUUUAUCAAGGUACAUGUGUGUUCAGUCUAUUUUCAGAUGACUUCUUAUCAAUAUUUACAGCCAGUCAGUAGGUCAGACCCUUUAGUUACACAGUCAUCUCAGUCCAUUCUCUUUUAUUCAGUCUGGUGAAAGCAGUUGUAAAGUCAUUGUAGAUUCCUUCACAAAAUGGGUUGCCAUGAUAACCAGUGAGGAGUGUCCUUUCCAAAUAUGGAAUGGCAUGACAGUUUCAUUUGAUUGCAAUGGAAUAAUGCUAGAGUUUAUUCUUACUGUCUUGAGCCAAGUUGAACAUAAAAGUGAUGACAAUAACCCUCCUUACUAUUUACUAACACCAAGUGUAUUACAAGAUCUAACUGUAGUGGUUGGUGAACAGAAAUCAUUGCCUAAGCUAACUGCAUUGCUUUGGCAGGCACAAAUUGACAAUGCUGUACAAAUAAGCUGUGGCAUUAAUGACCUUGGAGGAUUUUCACAACCAUAUGACAAGUGUUUAAAGCAUUUGRUGGUUUGUYUAGAGAAAUGUCURCUAUCUUCACAUGUCAGUGGUGGACUGACUAAAGGACUUUCUAAUGGUGCAGUUCUUAUAUGUGGAAGUGGACGCCAUGCUGGGGAAGGAUGUGGCAAGACUUCUCUUGGUCUUGCUAUUUGCAAUAAACUGAACCAAUUGCCAAUAGGUGCCCAUGUGGUAUAUAUUGACUGUAUUCCUUUAAGAGGAAAACGAGUUGAAACUGUGCAAAGACAUUGGCAACAGGCAUUUCUAGAGGCAACUUGGUAUCAACCAUCUGUGAUUUUAUUGGAUAAUCUUGAUCAUGUGAUAUCUGCUCCCAGUCUUGCUCAGGAGAUGGGUGGGGAGGGCCUUUACAGACUGCGGCUUGUACAAGUUUUCAAGGAUCUUAUAACUUCAGAGAUUGUCAAUCAGAGCAAGAUUGCUGUCAUGGCAACAAGCAGGUCUCGUGACUGCCUCCAUGGGGCUUUGCAGUCUAGUCAUGGUGUGCACAUGUUUCAUUGUUGUGUAGAGCUUGGUUCCUUGAAUGAACAUCAAAGAUGUGAAGUACUUAUGAAGUUGAUAGAGAAAAGUAUUCCUGAUACCAAUUAUAAUGAACUAGAGAUAUUAAUGAAAUCAGUUGCAAGAAAAUGCGAAGGAUUUUCACCAAAAGAUUUGAAUGCAAUUGUUAAAAGAGCUUUACAUUUUGCUCUCAUAAGAAAUGCUCAUGAACAUCAGCAAGUGAGCCUGGUGUUAGAUGAUCUGAACCAAGCUUUAGCUGGAUAUAGACCUGCAUCAUUGCGAGGUGUACAACUACACAAGCCAGGUCACCAUACUUGGUUAGAUGUUGGAGGACUGCAUGAAGUUAAAAAAGCACUUGAAGAAACCUUACUUUGGCCAUCUAAAUACACAGGUUUAUUCAGUAAGUGUCCACUUCGUAUUCGUUCGGGUUUAUUGAUGUAUGGACCACCUGGUACUGGAAAGACAUUAUUGGCUGGUGUAAUAGCCAAUGAGAGUGGAUUAAACUUCAUUAGCAUCAAGGGACCUGAAUUAUUGAGUAAAUACAUUGGAGCCAGUGAACAAGCAGUGAGAGAUGUAUUUUCAAGAGCCCAGACUGCAAGACCUUGUAUAUUAUUCUUUGAUGAAUUUGAUGCUUUGGCUCCCCGACGUGGGCAUGACAGCACAGGUGUUACAGACAGAGUUGUCAAUCAGUUACUGACUCAACUAGAUGGUGUUGAAGGACUUGAGGGGGUGUUCCUUUUAGCUGCAACAAGUCGUCCAGGACUGAUUGACCCAGCAUUGUUAAGACCAGGAAGACUGGACAAAUGUGUUUACUGCCCUAUUCCAAACGAGUCUGAAAGACUUGAGAUACUCAAGGCACUGACACGUAGCAUUUCCCUUGAGGAAGAUGUGCACUUGAAAAUAAUAGCAGAAAGAUGUCAAGACUUUACAGGGGCUGAUAUAAAGGCUUUACUCUAUAAUGCUCAGCUUGAGUGCAUCCAUAGGAAAACAAGCAAACUAAAGCUGUAUGGAAGUAUCUAUGAUGGUGUACAUGUAGAAGAAGAUACAAAGCAAGUCAAUGAAGUGAAAACAGCUGUUAUCACUAUUUGUCAAGCAGACCUUGAAAAAGCAGUGUCAAUGAUGAAACCAUCAGUUUCUCCCAAUGAAAGACUAAUGUACGAAAGCAUGUUUGAUUCUUUCAUGAGAUCAAGAGGAAAUAGUUUUACAAGGAAUACACCUAUCAAAGGCAAAGCAACAUUAGCCUAAGCACACUUGAACUAAGAACACGAGACAAGACAAGUCAUUGAUCACUUACACCUGAUUUUGGGGAGCCAGACAAAUAUGACAUCAUUCUUCUGCUUAAGCCUGGUUUGAAAAUUCUAGUUAAAUUAAAAUAAAUUAAAUUCUAAAAAUUCUAGUUCAA
Messenger RNA from Exaiptasia diaphana, 2424 nucleotides. Its product is annotated as peroxisome biogenesis factor 1. Gene Ontology annotation, cellular component: cytosol; peroxisomal membrane. The transcript has 11 exons. The record is from RefSeq and is a predicted model, not a curated record. The coding region runs from base 198 to 2267 and encodes 689 amino acids. Gene Ontology annotation, molecular function: ATP hydrolysis activity; ATP binding. NCBI's taxonomy places the organism in Eukaryota, Metazoa, Cnidaria, Anthozoa, Actiniaria, Aiptasiidae. Gene Ontology annotation, biological process: protein import into peroxisome matrix.